Fimicolochytrium jonesii is the source of this 324-nucleotide messenger RNA. RefSeq lists its product as uncharacterized. Bases 1 to 324 code for a protein of 107 amino acids. The record is from RefSeq and is a predicted model, not a curated record. NCBI's taxonomy places the organism in Eukaryota, Fungi, Chytridiomycota, Chytridiomycetes, Spizellomycetales, Powellomycetaceae. The transcript is spliced from 2 exons.
AUGACAUCCUUCCCGGCCGCCGCCCGCCGUCUCAUCGCAAUCAACAUCUUCACAGUCAAGCCCGGCACGCAACCCGAAUUCAUGGCGCUGUUGAAACAAACUGGCAAGGCGAACCCGCCCGCCGGCUGCCUUUCCAUCCAACUUCACGCGUCGGUGGACGGCACCAAAGUCCUCAACCGCAGCGAAUGGGCGUCGCUUGAGGCCUUCGAGAAGAGGUUUCAGACGGAUGGUAGCAAGGAGGCCUUUGCGAAGAUUCGGGAGUUGGUCGAGAGGGUUGAGCAGGAGAUGUAUUGGUUGGAUGAGGCGGAUGUUAUCGUCCUGUAG